AUGAAGCAAAAUCUAAGGAUUGAGAAAGUAUGUUUUGUCUUCAUGUUGGUCGUUGCGGUCCAGAUAUCUCUGUUGCUCAUUAUGAGAAUUACUUCACCAACAAACGACGAAGGACAAGAUUUGCACUUGGCAAAGAAAACAUGCAACACUUCAUUUUCAAAUACAUGGGCUUUAAUCCAAUCACAACAAGGUGGACCAAUCAUAUGCGAUAGAUCUCAUGACAACUACGAUUGGUGUUUCCUCAACCGUCCAUCUAUACUAGACCCAAACACAACUACAUUUUCCACCGUUAGAUCAAACUCUCAAAACUCAACUAUUCCUUUAUUAAUUGAGAAAAUUCGUCCAUACCCUCGAAAAUGGGAGAAAUUCACCAUGUCAUUAGUAAGUGAAAUUACUCUUACAACCUCAUCAAUUGACAAGGUUUGUCAAAUCUACCAUGAAACGCCUGCUUUAGUAUUUAGUGUUAGUGGCUACACUGGUAAUUUCUUCCAUGAUUUUAAUGAUGGCAUUAUACCUCUAUAUGUUACUAUUAAUACCCUUUUUCCUAACCAAGAUGUCACACUUGUGAUCACUAAUUUUAAAAAUUGGUGGUAUAGCAAGUACGAGGUCUUACUGAAUACCUUUACCAGACAUCCUAUUGUUAAUCUUGACAACCAAACAGCUACACAUUGCUUUCCAUUAGUUGCGGUAGGGCUCAUAUCACAUGGUCCAAUGACCAUACAACCGAUUGAUCAUUUGUACCACGCGCGAUCAUUUCAUGGAUUUCGUUCGUUACUAGAGAUUGCAUAUAGCAAAUGUCCCGUUAUACCACUUGUACCGCCUCUAGUGGCAGGUAAGCCUAGACUUGUGUUUAUGGGCAGGACAGGAAACGUGGGUCGUGUAAUAUUGAAUCAAAAGGAAAUUAUAGAGGCAACAAAGAAGGCAGGGUUUGAUGUUGUGCUAUUUCAACCAACAAAAUUUACAUACUUGUGUGAUGCAUAUAGACUCAUCAAUGCAAGUCAUGGAAUUAUAGGAGUGCAUGGUGCUGCUUUAACACAUUCACUCUUCCUCCGACCGAGGUCAUUGUUCAUACAAAUCGUGCCAAUUGGUAAUGAAUGGUUGGCUGAUUCAUACUUCAAGAAUUUGGCAAAUGGAUUAAGCUUUAAGUAUGUAGAGUACAAAAUUAGGGCAGAAGAAAGUAGUUUAGCUGGGAAAUAUGGAUUAUAUCAUGAAAUUGUGAGGAAUCCAAAUAAAAUUAUUAGAGGAAAUUGGUCUGCCUUGGAUAGUAUUUACCUCAAAGGGCAAGAUGUUAAGCUAGAUCUAAGUAGGUUUAGUAAGUAUUUGGUAAUUGCAUAUUCAAAAGCUAAGAGGUUUAUGGACAAUAGUGGCUAGAUUGGAUUAAACUUUAAGCACCAAAAAAGAAUGGUGGCUAGAUUGGAUUAAACUUUUUCAUAUUAUAGUACGUAAACACAAUUUUUUUUCUUUCCCGAGUU
This is a messenger RNA of Beta vulgaris subsp. vulgaris (sugar beet), 1472 nucleotides long. RefSeq names its product xylan glycosyltransferase MUCI21-like. NCBI's taxonomy places the organism in Eukaryota, Viridiplantae, Streptophyta, Magnoliopsida, Caryophyllales, Amaranthaceae. The coding region runs from base 1 to 1371 and encodes 456 amino acids. Gene Ontology annotation, molecular function: glycosyltransferase activity. The transcript has 2 exons. The record is from RefSeq and is a predicted model, not a curated record.